CCUCGCGAACACGGCUGCUAGUCACGAGCCUCGCCUCGCCACGCCUCCUCUCCAUUCUCCCCCACCAACCGCAGCAGCGAGACUGAGAAUGGCCGCGGCGCCGUCGUCCCUCGCGUCCUCCCACCUCUCCCGCCUCGCCGACCUCCGCCGCGCCGCGGCGGUGGCCACUCCCGCCGUCCCACAGCAGCUUCGCAUCGGCUGCUCGCGCCGCCGCGCCCAGCGCGUCGUCGCCAUGGCUGGAUCCGGCAAGUUCUUCGUCGGAGGCAACUGGAAGUGCAAUGGAACAAAGGACUCCAUUAGCAAGCUUGUUUCUGAAUUGAAUGCUGCUACCCUCGAAACUGAUGUAGAUGUUGUGGUGGCACCUCCAUUCAUCUAUAUCGAUCAGGUCAAGAAUUCACUAACUGGUCGCAUUGAGGUUUCUGCUCAGAAUGUGUGGAUUGGAAAAGGAGGAGCCUACACCGGAGAGAUCAGUGCAGAACAAUUGGUGGACAUUGGUGUUCAGUGGGUUAUUCUUGGACACUCUGAGCGUAGGCAUAUUAUUGGUGAAGAUGAUGAGUUUAUUGGGAAGAAGGCUGCAUAUGCAUUGAGCCAAAAUGUUAAGCUUAUUGCCUGCAUAGGAGAGCUCCUGGAAGAGAGGGAAGCAGGGAAAACUUUUGAUGUAUGUUUUACGCAGAUGAAGGCUUUUGCAGAUAGUAUUUCAAACUGGGCCGAUGUUGUAAUUGCAUAUGAGCCUGUUUGGGCUAUUGGAACUGGAAAAGUUGCUACUCCUGAGCAGGCCCAGGAAGUUCAUGCCGCUGUACGCGAUUGGUUGAAGACCAACGUAUCACCUGAAGUUGCCUCUAGCACUCGAAUAAUCUAUGGAGGUUCUGUGAAUGCAGCCAAUUGUGCAGAGCUAGCAAAGAAAGAAGAUAUUGAUGGUUUUCUUGUUGGCGGUGCCUCCUUGAAGGCACCGGAUUUCGCCACCAUUGUCAACUCAGUGACUGCCAAGAAAGUUACUGCGUGACGCGCCCUGUUAGAAAUAAGUUGUCAUCAGUGUGUCAGCUCAUCUGCCACGCCAUAAAGCCUGUGAUUGUGGGAGGUGCUCCGUGUGAGAAUGUGAUUGUGUGCCGUCACCUCCUGGUUUUUGCUGAUUUUGCAGCACGGAAACAGAAAAUAAUGCAAGAUGUCAUCAUCUUUUUUUGUUCUCGUAGACCUUGUGUACGUGACGGGAGUUCAGUUGUAUGUGAGCGAUGUAAGUUGGGAAUAUUGUGUUGUGUGUCCUUUUUUGUGGAAAAUAAUUUGUUGACAGUCGAGGAGAAUGAUAAGUGUCUUUUUUUAUGCCCAA
This is a messenger RNA of Sorghum bicolor (sorghum), 1324 nucleotides long. Its product is annotated as triosephosphate isomerase, chloroplastic. The record is from RefSeq and is a predicted model, not a curated record. Lineage: Eukaryota; Viridiplantae; Streptophyta; Magnoliopsida; Poales; Poaceae. The transcript has 9 exons. Gene Ontology annotation, biological process: glycerol catabolic process; gluconeogenesis; glyceraldehyde-3-phosphate biosynthetic process. Gene Ontology annotation, molecular function: triose-phosphate isomerase activity. Gene Ontology annotation, cellular component: cytosol. The coding region runs from base 89 to 1003 and encodes 304 amino acids.